AUGAUUGAAGAGGAAAAUGGCGGGCCUCCAUCUAACGCGCCAUUCCUAGUUCAAAUGUAUAAUAUUAAAGAACCAAACUACACACCAAAGCAACCAGAUGAAUUCAAAAGAGAAGAGAAAAAUAAUUCUGAAUUAUCAAAUCACAGUAAAGGAUCUCAAUUAGAUAAACGAGCUCCAAGAAACUAUCAAAAUCUUGAACCAGCUAAAACAAGACAAAGGAGAAGACGUAGGAAGCAAGAUUUUAAUCCACUCGAGUUCAUGCUUGAUGAAAACUCAUCAAAAGCUUCAAAAAUUGCUACCAAGCUCCUCUUUGGAGGAGUAAUUGAUGAAGAAGUUACUCCAGACAUAUUUACUAUUGUUAUUAAAGAUCUUGAGCAUAGAAGAGAUGUAUUUAUGCUUAAAGGAGCCUUUCCAGAAUCUCUUAAAGCAUCAGAAGCAAUAGAUAUGGCCAAACAACUACAAAUCAACGCAAUCAAAAAGCAAACACAAGAAUACGAACUUGCUGAUGUGAACUUAAGGCAAGGACACAUGGAAACAGAUGCUGCUAUCUUUAAUCAUAUAUCUCGUGCAGAAUUUAAUGAAAUUCGUGAGAAAAACAAAAAGAUUAUUGAAAGAAUGCGAGAAAGGCACAAAAGAGAGCUAGAAGAACAUGAAAGGAAGUGGAAAGAUGAUAAAAUGCAGAGAAACUACAAUCACAGGUCUGCCAAGCUCCAAGAGCUUUAUUCUCUUGAAAGAAGAUUACAUGCUGUUGGAAGAACUGAAGAAGCGAAUACAAUCAAGAAACAAGCGGAACAAUUAGAAGCAAUUGAAUACGAAGCAAGUAGACAAAGGUUUGAAACUGACUAUCGCGAAUCACGUGAUCUCUUACUCAAGAAACAAGCUGAUGAAUUGGAUACAUACAAGAAGGCAAAUGAAGUUAGAAAGCAAGUAUUCAGGAACAAAUAUCAAAAUGGAAAAAGAACUAUAUCAAAUAGAAGAGCGAUGUUGAAGCAUCAAGAAGAGAUUGCUAAAGAUCCUGACAGAGUAUGGAGGCUUAGACAUCGUGGAGAACGUGAUACAGUUGUUACCGGUGCUCGAAGAGAAGGUGUUAAAAACCUUCCACCAAUUAGUCCAAUUUUACUUCCUCCUCUUGAAGAAAAGAAAUCUUCUAGAAAGCAGUGA
Molecule: messenger RNA, 1161 nt
Organism: Trichomonas vaginalis G3
Lineage: Eukaryota; Parabasalia; Trichomonadida; Trichomonadidae
Exons: 1
Coding region: 1-1161 (386 amino acids)
Source: RefSeq, a predicted model, not a curated record